This is a messenger RNA of Larimichthys crocea (large yellow croaker), 4756 nucleotides long. RefSeq names its product elastin microfibril interfacer 2a (gene emilin2a). Bases 99 to 3569 code for a protein of 1156 amino acids. Gene Ontology annotation, molecular function: protein binding. The record is from RefSeq and is a predicted model, not a curated record. The transcript is spliced from 9 exons. Lineage: Eukaryota; Metazoa; Chordata; Actinopteri; Sciaenidae.
CCUGAACGUCAUUCCAAGGGAGUUGCAGUGAAUCUGGACUUCCCCAAACUUGAGUUAUUGGAGUUAGAUCAGUCACUAGGGCACUGUGACUUUGGUGUAUGGGACCAGUGCGCAUGAUAAUAACAGAGUUGCCCUCUUUUUUUUCUAUGUUAGGAAUAUUUAUUUCCAGGAGUUUGUUAAGGAUGAAUUACAGGAAUGUAAAGAUGGACUGGCGGUGGACAGUUUUCACACUGUUUUUGAACUUUCAGUUCACUUACGGGUCUCCCUCCUCUUAUGACUUGUUCCAGGGGUCUGCAUACACUGGAGUGGUGCACAGACACAGGAAUAGGAACUGGUGUGCCUAUGUGGUGCGCAGGAACGUGAGCUGCGCCGUGCAGGGGAGUGUGGAGAGCUUCCAGGAGCCCAUAGUGGCCCCCUGCCCAGCCUACCAGCCCGACUGCCAGCAACAAGUGACAUACCACAAUCGGAUGCGACCCACAUACAAGAUUGCCUUCAAGACAAUCACAGAGUUAGAGUGGAGAUGCUGUCCUGGCUACCAAGGUCCAGACUGUAAAGAUUUGAAACCACCCCCAGACCGACAAACAGUUCAGGGAAUACAGCCUUACCUCCCACUAAAUCCUGGACAUACAACCAGACACACACAGAGGCCAGAGCGCAGAGAGACAGGGCACCAUGAGACGAGGCAUGGUGGGCCAGAUAAGGUGCAUCUUCUGGAAGGUGAAGUUCAGCGCCUGUCUCAGACAGUCCUGGAUCUCCAGUCAGCUUUGACAGAGAUAAAUGCCAACCUCCGCACAGACCUGCAAGAAGACACAAAGAAGAUGCUAGUGACACUUCUCAACAACAUGCGUCCACCAGACAGUUCUACGACUGCAGGCACAGAGGAGAGCCCAGCAGUGCUGGAUGGUCAUCAGGCUACUAGAGGUGGGAUUGCUGGAGACAAGGCUUUAGAAAAAAUAGUGGCUCGAUUGGAUGAUAUCAACAGUGCACUGAAAAGCAAGGAUGAAGCUUUGGAAGACAUAAGAGGAACCAUGACAAGUCAUGAGGGCCAGAUCCAUGCCCUGAUGGAUGCCUCUCAAUCUCAGACACCAGCCAUAGCAGAGUUUGAUGUUAUACAAACCUACAUUGAUGAAAAAUUUGAAAAGAUGAAGAAGGAGCUAGACCAGAAUGUUGAGGAACAUAUGGCCAAACUACAGAGCACAUGCAAUGACAAGAUCGAGACCUUGCAAAAGACCUGUAAAGAUGGCCGUGACCAAGGUUUGGUCAGCCUGACCAAGCUGGUUGAUACCAAGGAUGCUGAUUUGAGAAAGGAGAUUCGGGCACUACGUCUGGACAUGGCUGCUGCAGAUGGACCUAUAAGAACUCAAAGGCAGACAGAUCCAGCCAAAGCUGAAGAGGAUCAUAGUGACCACAAGGACUUGUGGCGUGAGAUUGACCGUAUUGCCGAGGCUCACCGCAUCCUGAAUGUUCGCAUAGACAACGAGCUGGCGCAUCUAUCUGCUCCUCAGGAGAGCAAUGAUUUCAGUCUACUGUUUGAAGACCUGGAGGCUCGCAUGAAUGUCACUGAGCAAAAUGCAGAGACUCACUGCUUCUAUAUUGAAGAGAAGCUGACCCGUACGAUUAGUGAAGAAAUAGAAGCACUGCGGCAGCUCCUGAAUGAGCGUAUGAACAACAUGGAGGACCAGUUUACGAACAUGUUGGUGGAAAUGAGUAAUAACUCCUUCCCUGGAAUGUUUGGUGACUCCAUGGAUUCCACCCAGUCACAAGUCAAUAACAAUAAGUUCCUCAUCCAAGGUUUGGAAGAAAAGAUCAAUGUUGUUGAAGAGUUGUGCUCUGCAGGAUGUUCAGGCACAGGAGUCUCUGUAGGUGUGUUGAAGGCUUUACCCACACCUCAAACUAUAGAAAACAUUAUGAGCGACUUGAGUCGGUAUCGAAAUGACUUGGAUGUUCUUCACACAGAUGUCAAUUCCAACACAGACAAGGUCAAGCAACUGGAAGAGCUCAUUGAAAGACAGUUAGUCGGAAAUGAGAGAAAUACUAAGUCAAUGGACGACUUUAAUAAGGCACUGACUAAUCUCCAAAAUAACGUGCUAGGUCUGACUGAUACUGUUACUGUAUUAGGCAGAUCCUUAAAAAAAUACAACGAGGAUAUGCACCGAAUAAACUCGACAUGCUGCCAUGCAGUGCAAAGUGGUAGUGAGAGUCUUGAAAGGGACAACCGGGCAUCAGUCACUGCAGUACCCAGCAGUCAGUCAGACGACACCAAACGUCAGGUGGAGGAACUAAAGAGCAGGCUUGAAACGCUCAGUGAACAGUUGUCAUCUGAACUGAGUCAAUGUAAACAGAACACGCAGGGUGUUUCUGAUGGCAUUUCUGCUGUGGAUGGACGUGUGACCAGGCUUGAAAAUGUGUGUGGAAGGUUAGAUGUAGUCUCUGCCAAUAUCAAAGAGCUGAAAGACGGACUAGAGAGACACGUUGGUGGACUGCGGGACUGUGUGCACAGGCUGAACGCCACCUGUGGAAAACAUGGCGAAGACAUCGUCGCACUGCAAAAUUCACUGCAGAGGUUCGAGGGGCAGCUGUCUUCGAUGGCCAAACAAGUCUUGAAGGACAUCACUGCCAAAGAGCCAGGAACGGCCUUGAGACCAGAGAGGCCUGCUACUGCGCCAGAUUCAACUCCAACCAGAACCCGAGUCCAACAAAUCCACAUCCCUCUCAUCAUCCCACCGCCGCCGUCCAGCCCCAGGCAGCCAUACAAUCCCAGCCAACCAGUGCAGCCCAACACACACACAAUCAUGAUCAGUCAACCGAGGCAGCCAUCCAGCCCCCAGCAACCAGGACACGCCACCCUCCCUCUGGUUCCCAUCAGGCCUGUGGUGGAGACGGGCGAGGCAGGUCCUCCAGGGUACGUCCGCAGGGUGACCGUACGAAGAGGGUCUGAGGACUCAUCUCGCACGCCCGUCAAAGGAUUUGCUGGCGCACCGGGCUAUCCUCCUCUGCAGCCUGCGUCUUUCAGGCCUCAAACAACUCGUCGCCAAGCUCCCAUAGCAGCGAAGAUGCCCUGGAACCCGAUGUAUCAAGCUCCAGUUCAAACACCAGUUUCGGACGCCAGCAGUGCCUUUGCAGAUCCCUUCUCCUUCUCUGCUGGCCUCACACAGCAGCUCUCUGGAGACUCUGGCGUCAUCCGCUUCAACAGAGUUUUAGUUAAUGAUGGUGGACACUACAAUACCCACACAGGGAUCUUCACUGUGCCUCUGGAUGGUCGAUACUUGAUUUCAGGACUGCUGACUGCAAGGCAGGGUGACAGAGUACAAGCUGUCCUGUCCGUGUCUAACCGCAGCGUCCAGAGGCUGCAGAGCUCAGCUGGGCCUGCGGCCGGUCAAUACAGGGGCUCAGAUGGUGGUAGCUGUGGCUGUGGAGGUUCAGUGUCCUUCAGCCUGAUCCUGCCUUUGAGGAAAGGAGACCGCGUGGGCCUGGUGAGGACCGGAGGUCAUUUGGCCACCACACAGUCCAGGGAGAUCCUCUCCACCUUCAGUGCCAUCUUCCUGUACGCACCAGAUGCCAAAAGAUAGCUGGAGCUCAGCUGAGGACUGGUUUUGUUCCCAGAUAGUUGGACUGGAGUAAAUGUUGAAGCCACUAUACUUUCACGGAUUUGCUGUGACGCAGUGCCACUGUGUGAAGAUCCUCAGUUAUAAAUUCAGUUACGCAUCAUUACAUCGCAAUUUGUAAGCCAUUCGCCAAAUAUACCUGAACACAAGAAGCAAGAUUUGUUUCUAAUAUAUUUGAUUACUAAGUUGCCUUUUUUUGUACCUAUUGUGAACGUCCUGUGUAUAUAAGUGUUUAUAAAUUAACAUUAAAAUUCAUAAAAUGUAAUUAUUAUUUUAACAAAACCAUCUCAGAGGCUCGGUAUACAGUAUGAUCAACAUAUCAGCAGAAUAAAAUAUUGUUGGUUAGGCAAUGAGUGACGUACGGGCUCACUUCAUCAUCCUGUGUAAUCUACACUGUAGAAUAAUAAACACGUAUGAAAGGUUUGAGGUUUAGAAACAUGACAAGCUGUUAUUAAUGUUACAAACUUGGCUGGCUGCACAAACUGCGCUGUGAAAGACAAGGUUAGAAGGAAAAAAAAAAAAAAAAAAAAAAAAAAAAAAAAAAGCCCAAUUGGGUCAUUACGUAAAGAGGGUGUGGAUAAAAAAAAAUACAUUUCCCCUCUCCUCACUCCUGAGACUUAAAAUAUUCCACCAGCAAACUGUAAGGAGCGGAGGGGGUGUAUUCAGGCUUCAGAUAAGCCUGUUAACUUAAAAAAAAAAAAGAUUUUUAUUCACCGCUAACCAAAUAAUCCACUGAAUAAGCGUUGUUAUACAUAUUGUGUUAUUCAAUACAACAAAUUUAAAUUUGGAAUUACCAAAAGGGAUUUUAACAGCAAUAACCUCAUUCAUGUAUUACUUAAAAAAAACAGGGUAAAGAUCAUUAAACUAGCCUGUGGUUACUGUUUUUUUCACUGGAGACAAGAAAAGUGUAGCACACACCCACCCACACAAAUGUAUUCAGUUAGAAACUUUAUUUAAUACAAAUAUGACCACAAGCCACACUUUGUUUGCUUCAUUAGGCCUGUAUUUUUUUUCCUUCUUUCUUACAAUGUAUUUUGUUCUUUAAACGUACUUUAAACCACAUUUCUAUACAAAUCAAACACAGCAUACACUUAUUUCUGUUGGUCAGACACAAUCAAAUAGCAAGCAUUACCUCCAAACAGAAAAAAAAA